Molecule: messenger RNA, 2154 nt
Organism: Lepus europaeus (European hare)
Lineage: Eukaryota; Metazoa; Chordata; Mammalia; Lagomorpha; Leporidae
Gene: C8A
Product: complement C8 alpha chain
Exons: 11
Coding region: 98-1855 (585 amino acids)
Biological process (GO): immune response
Cellular component (GO): membrane attack complex
Molecular function (GO): protein binding
Source: RefSeq, a predicted model, not a curated record
UGGAUCUUCCAUGUUCCAUAGACACCUUUUCCUUCAGCUCCUUGGAUAGACAGGUUUAUUCCUUCAAGUUGACCUGGGGUGACAGCUCCUGGAUGAGAUGUUGGUUGCUGCUUUCCUCACCUUGUUUUUGGUGACUUGUCAACCUGCGGUGACUGCACAGGAGAAGGUGAACCAGAGAGUAAGUCGGGCCACGACCCCCAGAGCCGUUGACUGCCAGCUAAGCAGCUGGUCAGAGUGGACAGACUGCUUUCCAUGCCAGGACACAAAGUACCGACAUCGGAGCCUCUUGCAGCCUAACAAGUUUGGGGGAACCAUCUGCAGUGGUGAUAUCUGGGAUCGAGCCAGCUGUUACAGUCCCACAGCUUGUCUAAGGCCAGCACAGUGUGGACAGGAUUUCCAGUGUAAGGAGACAGGUCGCUGCUUGAAACGCCACCUUGUAUGCAAUGGAGAGAAUGAUUGUCUGGAUGGCUCUGAUGAGGACAACUGUGAGGAUGUCAGGACCAUUGAAAACGACUGCGCACAGUACGACCCAAUUCCAGGCUCAGAGAAGGCAGCCUUGGGGUACAAUAUCCUGACCCAGGAAGAGGCACAGAGUGUGUACGAUGCCAGGUACUACGGGGGCCAGUGUGAGACCGUGUACAACGGGGAGUGGCGGCAGCUUCGCUAUGACCCGGUCUGUGAGCGUCUGCACCACGGAGAGGAUGACAAGUAUUUUCGGAAACCCUACAACUUCCUGAAGUACCACUUCGAAGCGCGGGCAGACACUGGCAUCUCCUCUGAGUUGUAUGCGGAUGGAAAUGACCUUUUUUCCAAAGUGAAAAAUGACAGGUCUCAUUCUGCUGGAGCAACCAUUAGCGUGGGCCCGACGGGCAGUCCCGUAUCAGGCACUGUGGGCGUAUCCGGGUCGGAAGAUGCUUCGUUCUUGAAUAAGUUAAGCCAGUAUAAUGAGAAGAAAUACAACUUCAUGCGAAUUUUCACGAAGGUACAGACUGCCCAUUUUAAGAUGAGGAGGGACGAUAUUGUACUGGAUGAGGGAAUGCUGCAGGCAUUAGUGGAGCUUCCAGAGCAAUACAACUAUGGCAUGUAUUCCAAAUUCAUCAAUGACUACGGCACCCACUACAUCACAUCUGGAUCCAUGGGUGGCACUUAUGAAUACAUCCUGGUGCUGAACACAGAAAAAAUGGAAUCUCUUGGUGUUACCAGUGAAGACAUCAGUACAUGUUUUGGCGGCUUUGGUGGGAUUCAGUAUGAAAAGGGGAGCAUAAAUACUGAAGGAAUUUUAUCAGGAAAACAUUGUAAAAAAUCUGGAUCUGGUGACAAAGAAGAAAACAAGAUGGGCCAAGCCGUGAAGGACAUCAUUUCCCGGGUGCGAGGCGGCAGUUCUGGCUGGGGCGGAGGCUUGUCACAAAACGGGAGCACCAUUGCAUACCGCUUCUGGGGGAGGUCAUUAAAGUACAAUCCUGUUGUUAUCGAUUUCGAGAUGCAGCCCAUCCACGAAGUGCUGCUGCACACCAACCUGGGCCACAUGGAGGCCAAGCGCCAGAACCUGCGCAGGGCCUUAGACCAGUACCUGAUGGAAUUCAAUGCCUGCCGCUGCGGGCCCUGCUUCAACAAUGGCAAGCCCAUCCUUGAGGGCACCAGCUGCAGGUGUCAGUGCAGCCUGGGGCGCCAGGGCCCCGCCUGCGAGCAAAUGGAGCAACAGGGAGCCAAAGCAGAUGGCCACUGGAGUUGCUGGGGCUCUUGGUCUGCGUGCACAGCAGGUACCCGGGAAAGGAGGAGAGAGUGCAACAACCCUGCACCCCAGAAUGAAGGCGCCCCAUGUCCAGGGUGGAGAGUACAGACACAGGCUUGCUGAGGCCUCAGAGCCCAGGAUGGGCUGGAUGCCGUGGGGCCCAUCCACACAAGCUAUUGGAUAAAGACCUCUUUUAGCCGUGAGAAAAUGCAAAUCAAUCUACGCUCUUUUCUUUGUCCAUUCACGGCAUCACUGGCUUUUUCUAGCAUGGACAUCAACACUCUGCCUUCCCCUACCCAGUCCCAGAGCUGCUUCCACGUGUGGGAUGCUCCUUAGAGCAGCUCCUCUGCUUCUCCAUUCCAGUUUCUGUCUUAGUCUGCACAGGCUGCUGUAGCAAUAAACUGGCUGGCUUACAAACAACA